AUGAAACGGGAAUACCUCCAGGGUAGCGUUAUAGACCAUGAAAGCGCCCGAGCUAUAUCAAAAACACUUAUACCUAUUAUUAUAACAACACUAUUUCUCGGAUCGGUUAACGGUAGAGUUUGGAAAACAACACAUUUUCAUGCUACACCAGCACUACAUUACACUCCAACAACAGAUAUGAAUUUACCUCAGUUUGUUGGUACACUAGUUGAUUUAUCAACAGAUCCAAAUUUGAUCGCUUACGGUCAGUAG
This is a messenger RNA of Didymodactylos carnosus, 252 nucleotides long. NCBI's taxonomy places the organism in Eukaryota, Metazoa, Rotifera, Eurotatoria, Philodinida, Philodinidae. The record is from the annotation of a GenBank genome assembly.